AUGAAUAUGUUGGAUGAUGAAGAUGACCAAAGCUUUCACGCUACGCGUGACGGCUACUCCCAUUUGAGCGAUUUCGAAUGGGAUGCGGUUGAACGGAUGGGUUCAACCAUGGGCAACCAUGCUGUAAGCGUCAUGCUAGAGGCUCUCAAUAGAGAUGCCCAACAUGCUACUAUCGCCAAGUUCAUUCAAAAUGAACUUGACACUGAACGCGAGAAAGUAGCCUUGCUUCACCAAAAAGGUUCUCAACAAGCAGAGUUGUUGAGAGAACAGGGUGCUCAACAGUCUGAGCUGUUGAGACAGCAGCAGGCUGCUGCUGGUGGGUCGAUGCACUCGCGUCGACCCGAAACCUUGAAGAUUGACAUCUCCAAGUAUAGGGGAGUCGAAGAGGACUCCCUCUUGAGAAUGGUUCGUCGAAUUGGAUGA
Messenger RNA from Peronospora matthiolae, 423 nucleotides. The record is from the annotation of a GenBank genome assembly. NCBI's taxonomy places the organism in Eukaryota, Oomycota, Peronosporomycetes, Peronosporales, Peronosporaceae.